AUGGCAUACGCGCUGCGGAAGCCAUUUUCAGGCGUCACGGGCGAGAGGAUCACGGUGAUGACAAGUAACAAAGCAGCGGUGUUUAUGCUUAGCCGACCGCACCAACAGUCCGGACAAGAGUUUAUACGGUGCAUUUACGAUUCUGUGGAAGAGCUUCGAAAGGAGGACAACGCCAUUACAGUACAGUGGAAGGCUGCAAGUGAGGAAGACGAACUGCUUAAGCAAGCAAAGACACAAGCGCGCGAAGCGACCAAAGAGGGGCUACUCCGCAAGUACAGUUUCCAAUGA
This is a messenger RNA of Colletotrichum incanum, 288 nucleotides long. NCBI's taxonomy places the organism in Eukaryota, Fungi, Ascomycota, Sordariomycetes, Glomerellales, Glomerellaceae. The record is from the annotation of a GenBank genome assembly.